AUGAGAGUGGUUUUACUGUCUCAAGGGGGAAAAAAGAUAGAAACACCACCAACUGUGGUUCAGGUCCACCAUCCACAGCCCCAUCCUUCUCAGAUACAUGGGCAACAGUGUGACAACUACAGCUACCCGAAGAAAAGGCCUUUCAGUAAUUCGGACCGAAGCGACUGGCAGCGGGAGCGCAAGCUCAGCUACGGCGGCAACUCCAGGCAAGGACGGGGUGGAGAACGGCACCAUCCGUACGACCAGCACAGGCACAAGGAGCACCACGAUGGAGACCGCCGCCCACGCGAGGAACCUCAUUGCAGCUCGGAGAGCUACCAGCCCAAGACCCCCUCUCGCAAGCGGCCCCAUGAGCAGGACAACAGUGACCGGGACCACCGGGGCCACCGUGACUCCUAUGACCGGCACCACCAUGAUCCCAAGCGGCGAAGAACCGAAGAGAUCCGUCCUCACCAGCAAGAAUUCAGGCGGAUGUCGGACCCCAUCGGCUACCACGGCCAGGGGCCUUCAGACCACCACCGCUCUUUCCGCCCGGAGAAGUCUGGUGAUUCUAAGAUGUCCUCUGCUCCUCCCUCCAAGUACUACGAUCCUCGCUCCCCACAUGCACAGAAAGCCCCACAUGAAGCCAUGUCUGUCUUUGAACACCGGUCCCCCCUGCAAGGGUUAUAUAGGGAUCAGAAGAUCAGUCCUGGAUAUAACUGGCACAGCCGGAAGACAUAAGAACCCGGAGAUUAGAUUUAUUUAUUUUCUCUUUUUGUAGGUAGUCUGUCAGUAGUUUCCAGUCCGUUCUAUGAAUUGAUGUUCUAUCCUGGCCAAUUUUUGUGUCAGGAAGUCCACAUUCAUUAUGUCCAACACUUUAGAAAUCCAUUUUUCAAUACUAGGUAUUUUAUCCUUUGUAAUUGCAUAGAUCACUAAACCUUUACUUUUUAAGGUUGCCUUCUCAAUAGUCAUUUUUUAUAUACAUAUUUAUUUUCUCUUUUUGUAGGUAAUCUGUAAGUAGUUUCCAUUCCGCUCAAUUAAUUGAUGUUCUAUCCUGGGCCAAUUUUUGUGUCAGGAAAGCCAUAUUCAUUAUGUCCAAGUCUUUAGAAAUCCAUUUUUCAAUACUAGGUAUUUCUUGAAAUUUCCAUUCCUGUGCCAGAGUAGCCGCUGUUGUAAAAUAGAAUAUAAUCCUAUCUGUGUUUUUAUCUACCUGUGGAUUUGUGAUUCCCAAUAAAAAUAUUUAUGAUUUAAA
Molecule: messenger RNA, 1231 nt
Organism: Anolis carolinensis (green anole)
Lineage: Eukaryota; Metazoa; Chordata; Lepidosauria; Squamata; Anolidae
Product: chromodomain-helicase-DNA-binding protein 2-like
Exons: 4
Coding region: 1-720 (239 amino acids)
Source: RefSeq, a predicted model, not a curated record